Paramuricea clavata is the source of this 1263-nucleotide messenger RNA. The record is from the annotation of a GenBank genome assembly. Lineage: Eukaryota; Metazoa; Cnidaria; Anthozoa; Malacalcyonacea; Plexauridae.
AUGAAUAGAAUUCACCACGCUACAAAUGACUCAGGCCAGAAUGAAGCAGAGAGAAGUAAUGCAUGCAUUGGCAAUGCACUGGUUGAUGGGGGAAGUUUACAUUGGGAAUAUUACAAAGAAUUAGAAGGGCUUACAGAAGAUGAAGUAGCUGAAAUGUCUCUUAAAGAGGUAGAGGAAUUUGAGAAUAACAGGAUGGUUAAAAAUGCAUGGCGAGUUGCGGAAGAGGUUCAUAUUCAUAUCAAUGGAGAACCAGCAACAAAGGGUUUUAUUGCAUCUGCUGUCUCGGAAAGACCUGGUGUCGAAUUCUUUUAUAACAAGGAGUGGCUAACGAAAUACAACAUUACUUCAACUACGAAGCGGCCUGAAGUACCUGGGCAUUCAUACUUCCAGAAAGUUGAGAAAUUCUUGGAGAUGCAUUAUGAAAGAGGAGAGUUAUACAUGGAGUUCCUCAAGAAAGAUUGCUUGUCGAAAGAUCAUGUAAUGCCUGCACAGAGUGGAUAGGCCCUGAGUCUACAAAGCGAACACCACGUCCUUUUCCAGACACCUCUUCUCCUUCUCAUCAUUAUCUCCCUUUAGAGAAAACUCCCACCAUUAAUGUUGAUGGUAGCACAAGAGAGCCCAACGAUUUCCAACCAAGAGCACAAUUGCGAAAACGUUUUUUUAACAAAGACAUAAAACUUGGUGACAGUGAGGAAAUUGAAGCAUUUUCAAAGCAGUACAUUGUAGGGGUUGAUUUAAUAGAGGAAUAUCUUCAACACCUAACCAACAUAGAAUUAAGAAAAUUAAAACGAAAGCAAGAAAAAGAGAAGUUGAAGGUGAAUGAAGCUUCAAAAUCUUACAGUGACUAUGACUGGGAGAAACUUUACAAAACGGGAAGGCUGAAAAAUCUUAAAGUAUGCGAACUUGAUAAUUAUGUGCAGCAUUACAAAUUGACCACCAGGAAGCUGGCGAAAGCAGAAAAGCUUCAGUUGUUGUCAGCUCACAUUAGCCAGAGAAUCUGUCAGAAAAUAAUAUCAAAUGCCAAAGCAACAACCCUCGCAAGCUCCUUUCAGUCAGUCAGAACAUGAUUCACAAAGUAGCUGCUCAGAAGAGUCCAGUAGUGAUGAUGAAGUACUGAACAUAUUUGGCAGUUACUUGAGAGAACAUGACUCAUUUGGAGAUGUGAUAAUGGAUGAGGAUGACUUUCCAGUGGGUGAGAUAACAGUACACCGUUAUGGACGAAAAGUUGGCAGUUGGAGGUCACGCUAUACACAAGAUGAAUAA